This is a messenger RNA of Enterobius vermicularis (human pinworm), 384 nucleotides long. Lineage: Eukaryota; Metazoa; Nematoda; Chromadorea; Rhabditida; Oxyuridae. The record is from the annotation of a GenBank genome assembly.
AUGGAGGCCGCUACGACGCGACCGGUACCAGAGCACGGGACACAUCAGAUGGAGUGUCGCUUGAGCUCAGAAUUAGGCCACAAAUAUCCAAGCUGCGAAGAACAAGAUAUUGGAUGCUGGCAAGGAAGCAGAAGUCAGCACAAUUUGCAGCACAACGUUCCGCACUUAUCCUGGAAGCAUGCAGAAUUGCACGAGAGGAACUUACGCAUAAACCUGAUCGGUCUGGAAUGUUGCGGCAGCCAAACGGCGCAGCGACGAAGCAAAAGCUUGGCUCAGCUCAGAAAAUUGUUCUCUAAACCAGGCGACACUUGUUACGAGAAUAGGUUGUCGUUUGUUAGUUGCACGUUUCCUAACUCAGUCUUAAUCAUACGACGGACUGAAUAG